Saccostrea echinata is the source of this 1017-nucleotide messenger RNA. RefSeq lists its product as uncharacterized. Bases 220 to 1017 code for a protein of 265 amino acids. Lineage: Eukaryota; Metazoa; Mollusca; Bivalvia; Ostreida; Ostreidae. The record is from RefSeq and is a predicted model, not a curated record. The transcript is spliced from 5 exons.
UCAUCAUUUUAGAGAACAAGUUCGAAACAAAAAAAAUCUAUUGAUAUAAGCUGUUUGGGAAUUGAAUGGUAGAUCAUAUUUUCAUUUAACAUGGCAUGAGCUCAGUCGACGGGCCCUGUUAAUAUCUCGCCCAGCAAUAAUUUGCUGGUUGUUGGACUGUCUGGAGAUUCGCUAUCUGAUUUCUGGUGCGGUAAAUUCCUGUGGGGGGACGCUGGGCUGAUGGAGGGACAUUGGUCCUCCGUUCUCUACACCGUUUUACUCUCUCUGUCGGUUUAUAUGAUGAAGUGUGUACUGAGUGAUUGCCCGGUAUCCUCCUCUGGGACCUGUCUCAUUCCCGUCUCCCGUCUACAACAUUACGUCAGCGACAUACUCCCAUUGGGUGGAUUUUACACGACAUACAACAAAACAGUACUAGUAGACAUAUGCAGAUUGGUUGGUGAAUAUCCGACUUGUUCUCAGACAAUCACAAAAGGUUGUGAUAGAAUCACUACCCAAAAUAUGCAUCUGUUAUAUCGUGCCUUUCUUCCUCUUUGUGGAAAAUAUAAACAAGAUUACGUAUACCACCGUGACUGUUAUAGUCGACAAAUGUUUAUGUACAAGUCAUGUCAUCAGAGAAGACAAGACGAAAUUCACCAAAUACGACGGGAGGAACAUUACAAUUUACAGAUAUGCCAAAUAACUAACCAAUAUAUGAAGUGUGUUUACCUUGUUACAGCUUUACAGUGUUCUAUGGAGGCUGCAGAUGCGUACUUUAAUAUUCUUAACCAAUCAAUAUCAUUGUCAUUCAGAGACGCAGACUUCACGUGUCAUAUACGUCAUCCCGAUGACGACAUAUCCGUUUUUACGACAACGAAAUCCACUACUAGGGCUGCAACAUCGCUAGGUUUUACAACGAGUGUUGGAGGUCCGAAAGGCAAACGUUCUGUGAGUUCCGAAGCGGAAAAAUUUUCAGCUAAUUUGGGGUGCUUUUUACUGCUUCGCGUUGUUCAUUUUAUUAUUUUAACAAUGAUUUUAUAG